This is a messenger RNA of Cucurbita moschata (crookneck pumpkin), 3028 nucleotides long. Its product is annotated as U-box domain-containing protein 5-like. Gene Ontology annotation, molecular function: ubiquitin-protein transferase activity; protein binding. The record is from RefSeq and is a predicted model, not a curated record. NCBI's taxonomy places the organism in Eukaryota, Viridiplantae, Streptophyta, Magnoliopsida, Cucurbitales, Cucurbitaceae. Gene Ontology annotation, cellular component: nucleus; cytoplasm. Gene Ontology annotation, biological process: protein ubiquitination. The coding region runs from base 176 to 2680 and encodes 834 amino acids. The transcript has 6 exons.
UGAAUAAUUUCUGAAAUCUGGGUUUGAAUAAGGGAGAUGAUUUGUGGGUAUGGAUGCUGUUCCACUUUGGGGCUUUCUUUUUUCGUGUUGAAGCUAGAAUGAAGCCAAACAGCUUGGAAUCUGUCCGAUACUGAGUGAUUUUAAAGGAAUUCUUGGGGUUUGUAGAAUCUUAUGAAUGGGAACUGAUAGUACCAAAAACGUGGAGGCAGUUUCAAAUAUAUAUUCCUUUAAGGUUCAUUGUAGAAUGUGCACCGAGUUAAUGAAAUUGGUCGAUCGGGUCUUAGAGAUAUUACCAGAGAUUGAAGCAGCUCGUCCUGGAAGCCCGGAAGGAAGAGAGGCACUGUGUAAUUUAAACAUUGGAAUGAAGAAAGCAGAGCUAGUUCUUCAGUAUUGUCGAGACUCGAGUAAACUUUAUCUGGCAUUAACUGGAGAUAGGAUUAUCUCUAGAUGUCAUAGAGUGAAGAGUUUGUUGGAGCACAAUUUGCGUAAAAUUAAAUACAUGGUUCCUGUGGCAUUGGCUCGGAAGAUCUCUCAAAUAGCAGAUGAUCUUAAGGUUGCAAAAUUCAUCCUCGACUCAUCUGAAGAAGAGGUUUGGAAGGCUAUGCAACAGUUGUUGAAGCUCGGUCCAUCGUCUCCAGAUGCUCCUGAAAUUUCUGAAAUCAAGGCUCUGAAAAUUGCUGCUUUGAGGCUUAAUAUUUUAUCCUAUAAGGAAAUGUUGUUCGAGAGACGAUCAAUCAGAAAACUAUUAGAUGAUGUUGGUCAUGGUAAUCCCCGGAAAAGGAAGAUUUUGACAUACCUUUUCUAUCGUUUGAAGAAGUAUGGGAAGCUGAUACUGCAAGAAAUCUCGGAAGCCCGAGCGGAUAUCUCUAGUAGCAAUGGAUAUGGGGAAAUGGAGGGUAAUGUGAGACAAGGGAAUGAUACUCCCCAAGCUGAUAUGAUACUCAAUAGAGCCAUUCCCCCUGAGGAAUUCAAGUGCCCCAUAUCAUUGAGAUUGAUGUAUGAUCCUGUCGUAAUUGAAUCCAAAGUGACAUACGAAAAGGUAUGGAUUGAAAAAUGGUUUAAUGAGGGUCAUGAUACAUGCCCACUAACCAAAAUGAAACUGACCAGUUUUUCAAUGACUCCUAAUGUUGAUAUGAAGAAAUUAAUUCAUAAAUGGUGCAUAAAGUUUAGAGUCACAAUUCCCGACCCAAGUGUGGAACCAGAAUGCCCCGAGGUUUGGGAGAAUUCCAUUGCUAGCUUUGGAAGUUCAAUGAACGAUAUACGUCUACCCAUCGACUUCAGCGAUAUCUCGUUUGGUGGUCUUCAUAAUAGUUAUUAUCCAGAUUCAUUGAGGCUCAAUGAAUUGGGUAUCAAGUCUAGGCAGAGUAAAGAUGAUGAUCUGGGUAGGUUUCAAUCUGAUUCAAAUGCAGAGGAAACAAACUUGGAGUUUCCUUCUACCAUGAGUGAGCUUUCGUGGGAAUCAAAAAGCAAGGUUAUUAAAGAUAUGAACGAUAUCAUUAACAAAAACAGAUUUGGUCCAAUCUUAUCUGAAACUGUCAUGGAUCAACUUGCCUUGUUUAUAAAGGAUGCAUUUGAUCUUCAGGAUUCUGAAGCUCAGAAAAAUGGAUCUGAGCUGUUUCUUUCACUUGUGAGAAAAAGCAGGUCGAACAGCCUGAGUGUUCCUGAGAAGAUUCUGACAACAUUGGCUAGUUUACUCAAUUCAGAAGUGACUGAUGAAGUUCUUGCCAUUUUAGAAGCAUUAUCUGGCCACCAUAAAUGCGGUUCUAAGUUCGUCACGUCCGGUGUUCUCGCUUCAAUGGUUGAGUACCUCGAUUCAGAGAUCAAAGCCUUGCAAGAAUUUGCUGUCAAAACUUUUGCUAACUUGUCCUCAAACAGCCACAUCUGCUCCGACAUCGUAUCAUUGGGGUGCAUCCCAAAACUAGUUUCCUUGCUAAAUGAUGAGGAUGAUCUCUCAGGGAAAUGUAUGUUUAUUCUGCAAAAUUUGUGCCACACUGAAGAAGGAAAGAUUUAUAUUGUUGAAACUAAUGGCUGCAUUGCCUCCAUUGUUCGAUGUCUUGAAAUGGGCAAGCUCGAAAACCAGGAGCACGCAAUCACUAUUCUCCUUUCGCUAUGCUCUCAACGCGUUGAGUAUUGUGAGUUAGUAAUGGAAGAAGGUGUUUUCCCUCUUCUUUGGAAGAUCUCCAACAAUGGGAGUGAGAAAGGAAAAGCGGGCGCCUUUGAAUUGCACCGACUUCUUAAAGACGUUCAGGAUAACGAGCAGCAAGAAUCUUAUGUUUCUGAUACUUCAUCUUCUAACAAGCCUGCCUGCAACUCCAAGCAAAGGAAGGUGAGCAAGAAGCCAGGAUUUCUUGGAAUGAUCUUCACAAAGCACCGACAUCCAAAAGACGUUCAGGAUAACGAGCAGCAAGAAUCUUAUGUUUCUGAUCCUUCAUUCUCUAACAAGCCUGCCUACGACUCCGAGCAAAGGAAGCCGAGCAAGAAGCCUGGAUUUCUUGGAAUGAUCUUCAAAAAGCAUCGACUUACAAAAGACGUUCAGGACAACAAAGAGCAAGAAUCUUAUGUUUCUGAUCCUUCAUUCUCGAACAACUCUGCCUGCAGCUCUAAGCAAAGGAAGCCAAGCAAGAUGUCUGGAUUUCUUGGAAUGAUCUUCCCAAAGCGCAGCCUCUUAAAGAAGGAGUGAGUGUUGUGUUUCUUACCUUGGCGAGGAGGCUGUGUAAAGCUGCAUUUGGAAUUCUCUGCAAGUAGCUAUGAUGCAAACAAAUUUUCUGGUAAAGGGUUGAUAUUAUAUUAAUCUGCAAGUGUCGUCUGUAAUCAAUCAGGUCUGUACAUUUUUUUGUCCUCUUUAGGGUCCUCUUCAGAUACUUGUUUGCGCCAAGUAGCUUUUAGCCGCUUAUUCUUUGGCAGUGUAUUGAAGUUUACUGAUAAUGCCACUUGGUUUAGGCCAAGGCUUUGUUGUGUUUAAUUUUAGUGUAAAUAUUCUUUGUACAGUUUUCGGUUGUCUCGAUUAAAAUUAUGAACUUUUAUAAGU